CACAGACACACGCACGCACUGACAAUGGAAAUUUGAUAAUAAUUAUCAUAAAAAAAAAAUUACAAUAAUUGUUAAUGUUACCAUCGUAGACCCUAUGGCUCAUACGAAUUGUGCGUAAAUUAUUGACUCGCCUGUGUUUGUAAAAUAUUGUAUGACUUAUGACUAACUCACCGAGACUACGUAUUUAUUGAUAAUAGAUAAACAUUGUGUACAGUAUCGUUGUUUUAUACUUAUUGAUACUGUUGUUCUAUGCUGGUUAGUUGUGUUCGAGUAUCGUUUUUGUCCGUCUCUGGCAGUGGAAGACGUCGUGUCCGAACUCCGAAUAGACUUUUGUACAAAUUCGUGGAAAAUCUUUAAAUCGUUUCUAAACCACGGUCGAAAAUACGAAAAAAAUGGACGUGGAAGACCUUUUAAACGAUGUUGUAUCCAUGGAUGACCUUAAGGUAAGUCAUUGGCGUUUUUUUUUACAAUAGUAUUUACUCCAGUCAGUUAACACCAGUCAAUCAACGUUCAACACAAUGAUUGAUUUUUUAACAUCUUAACCUCUUGAUUUUAUAGUAAAUCUCGUUUCUGUGUUUAAAAUUGGUUUUUCUUUGUUAUUAUAAGGAUUAUCAUACUGUGUUUGAAUUGAAGUAUAAAAUAUUUUACCAAGUAUUAAUAUUAAUUCACAAUAGGUGUAGUAUUUAAAUUAUAACUGUUUUGUUUUGAAAAUAAACAUUUUUUUUUUGUUUUUGUACUUUUUUCAAAAGUAUGCAAUUGUUUUGUAAAUGUUCUCUUGCUAUUUAAUAUAAAUAUUUACUAGUCAUUUAAUAUUUUAUUCAAAUAUUUUUAUUUCUAGAAAUUUGAAAAUGAAUAUCAUAAACAACUUACAACUGGAACUGUUUCUCAAGAAACAAAAUUUCAUUAUGCUUGGUGUUUGGUGAGAAGCAACUAUCCGGCAGACAUCAGGAAAGGACUUAUAUUAUUAGAACAAUUGGUUAAACACGAGGCAAGUGAUGAUGACGCUAAACGGAAUUAUCUUUAUUACUUAGCUUUGGGAAAUUCAAGAAUUAAAGUAAGUCUAAUUUUUAUUUAUAUUUAUUACAUUUUGACAUUAAUACAUUAUUACAUUCAAUUUAAAUGAAUCAAUGAAGCUAGACAUAUUUUAAAAUUUUUUUUUUUUUAUCUUAUCCUUAUUGAACUUGGAAAUGUAUAAUUUAUAAUUUUAUUAGAGUGAAUGCAUAAUCAUUUUAAUAAAUAAAAAUUAUUAAACUAUACUUAAAAAUAAGGUUGUGAGUUUGUAGGAAAGUGAAUUUUUUUUUAGCUGAUUGUGUAAUGUAGGUUUCUAAGUAUAUAAUUUGAAUUAUGUAAUAUAUUCUUUUAUAAAACUUUUAUUUUGAAUUUUUUAACAUUUUAAAUGGUUAAGGUCAUUUUUUGGACUUUUCAAUUAUAUAUUCCUUUUUAGUUCAUUUUCCAGUAUUUUUAUCUAAUUCCUUCAAUUUACAUCUUUACACACAUAAUUUUUAUUUUGCACAGACUGUAUAUACAUCAAAUUUAUAUUUUAUAAAAUAAUAUUUUACACAAGUUGUUUACAGGUUAGUAAAGAUAAAACAAGGCAAUGUUGCUUAGAUUAUUUAUUUGUGGGCUUGCAAUAUAUUGAUAUCAGUAAUAUAAAAAUUAAAUUAAAAACCCAUGCAUGUUUUGCCCAUUUUUAAGGUUUUUCAUUGCAUUAAAUUCACAGCCCUACUCAUUAGUUAUGAGUUUAUGAAAGAAUUUGAAUAAUUUUUUAUUAAUAUUUUACACACUUAUUUGUCUUAAUAUUUUAUACUAAAUUAUACAUAGGUAUUGUUAAUUUAAAAUUAUUGAAACUGUAUGUGUAAUAAAUAAAAUGUAAAAAUAUUAACUUAAAAUUGUAAAUUUUAUUGGUACUACUAGGUGAUUUUAAAAUGAUUGCAUUGUUAGGUUACUUAAAGUUAAGUCUNCGAAAACUCCAUUUCAAUACAAGGUCAUUCAAUUGAAAUAUUUUAUGGAAACUCUUAGUGUGAACGAACAAUUAUACAUAAAGCAUUGUAUUUAAAAGUAUUACACAAAUUAUAGUCCCUAUGUAUAAUUUUAUAAGAAAAAUCCUUGUUGUCAUUAGUAUAAUUAUCUUUUAGAUUGCAUAUUAAAGUAAAUAAAAUGUAAUUUUAAUGACCUGUUUAUAUACAUAUUUAAUAUGCUAUUAAAGCCAUGUUUUUAUUUGUUGUGAGAAUUAUAAUAUUUGUAUUAUGUUUGUUGAUCAACUUUUAUUUUUAUUAUAAAUUAUUUAUUAAUGGUAACUUAAGGUAAACUGCUGAUAGUAUAAUUUAAAACUAAAAGAUUUGAUACUGCUGGUGGAUGUGCAGUACAUCAUUGUUGUAUUUGAGAAGUUAGGAUACAUAAAGCCAUUUAAUUUAUUUCUGUAAACAAUGAUAAAUCAUUGUUAACAAUAUACGAUCCUGAGGGAAAUUCAGUUAAAUAUGUUUUCAAAUAAUUGUAACAUUUUUGUCAAAAUUUGAACUUAAAUUGUGAUUAAAUAAGUAACUUUAUUAGGCUCAACUUUUUUACCAGCAAGUACAAUGUAUGAGAGAUCUUAAAUUAAAUUUUCCAACAUAUUUGCUUGGCCAAAACAAUUUUAUACACGUAAAACCAAAAAAUAAACUAAACAUAUCAAAUAGCUCAAAAAUCACCAUUAAUGACCACAAAAUUUUCCGUUUUCUAUAAAUUUCCCCUUUGGAUUUUCUCAAUUAUUUGAGAAAACAAUUUUAAAAUUAAAAAAUAACCUCAUUUACAUCCAAAAAGCUCUCAUCAUUUUUUUGGAGCAAUAUUUCUGCCAGAGAAAAAAAUAAUCCUUUGCUCAACUCAAAAUCUAAAAUCAAUUUCUAUUGUUGAUUGUUUAAUUAUGGAAUUGGUUGUGUAUAUUUAUAAAUUAUUUUAAUUGUUUGAAUUCAAAAAUAUAAAUUUUUAUAUAAUUUUACAUAUUUCAGGAAUAUAGUAUAGCUUUGAGUUUUAUCAAAGGAUUUUUACAUUUGCAACCGGAAAAUAUGCAAGCAAAAAAUUUGAUGCUGAUUAUUCAAAAGAAAAUGGAAGCAGGUAUGUUUUACUAUUUUUUAGGUUUGAGAUAUUAUAUAGGUGUGCAUAUUCUUCUUCUCCUUUGCUUUCCCACCCACGUUCUAAAUUUCCUUGAAAUCCAAUCUCUCACCUUCUAUACACUAGCUGUCUUCAUAUCAUUCUCAAUCAUAUCCAUCUACCCCUUUCCUCUUACAUUUAUUUUCAUUAAAUUUCUGUUUUCCCGUAACAUGCCCAAAUCAUCUCAGCCUAUUUAAACUAAUUUUUUUAAGUUAAUUAAACAUUGUUGAACUAUUUCAGAUGCACAUAAAGGAAUGGCGAUCGCUGGAGCUCUGACAUUAGGUCUUAGCGCUGUUGUAGGUAUUGGGUUUGCAUUAACAAAAAACCUGAAAAAAUAAUUAUUCCACCAACUAAUCUCACUGAUUUAUAUUUUAUUCUUGUGUAUAUUCCAAACUGUUUAAUUAAGACUAAAAGUUAUACAAUUAUUGUAAUGAAAAUACCUCAAAAAAGAAAAAGUUUUUCUUAUAAUCGUGUAGUAUCAAGAGUAUUUUUACCAUACAAAAUAUUAAUAAUAUAAGGCAAAUCAUAAAAAGCUUAUUUUGCUUUCAUUUUAUUAAAAUAAGACAAGUAAUAUAUUCUGUUGGUUAUAUUAUUAUUUUUAUUAAUAGUAAAUCAGAAAUUAUACUUCUUUUAUUUUUAAAAAUUACUAUUUAAGUUAAAUACAUAUUCAAUGACUUAUUGAAGGUUAAAAUGUAUAACUGUACACCUGUACACCUAUACACAACACUCUUGUGAUAAUAAAAUACUAGACUGAUUAUUAUUUUAAUUUUAAAUUUUCGUUCAUUGAUCUCUUCUCAUACUUUCAAAAAUUAAAUUAAAUACGCCUUCAAAAGGACNAAUUAAGACUAAAAGUUAUACAAUUAUUGUAAUGAAAAUACCUCAAAAAAGAAAAAGUUUUUCUUAUAAUCAUGUAGUAUCAAGAGUGUUUUUACCAUACAAAAUAUUAAUAAUAUAAGGCAAAUCAGAAAAAGCUUAUUUUGCUUUCAUUUUAUUAAAAUAAGACAAGUAAUAUACUCAGUUGGUUAUAUUAUUAUUUUUAUUAAUAGUAAAUCAGAAAUUAUACUUCUUUUAGUACACCUAGUACUGUACACCUGUACACCUAUACACUGGAACACUAAGGCAUUAUUUUAUACAGCACAUUUUUUCAUAGUUCAUUUUAAUGAAUAAAGAACAACAUAAAGAGUUUAUCGCCGUAAAAUUAAUGUAAGACAUUUCAAUAACUGUAUCAUGUACGUUGACUAUACCAUGUGUUAUAAAUACUGCGCAAUAAGAAUUUUCUGCUGGUAUGCAGCAUAAUGAAUGAUGGACAACACUCUUGUGAUAAUAAAAUACCAGACUGAUUAUUAUUUUAAUUUUAAAUUUUCGUUCAUUGAUCUCUUCUCAUACUUUCAAAAAUUAAAUUAAAUACACCUUCAAAAGGACGUGUACUAUUUAAAGGAUUUACCAACAUCUUUUUCCCUUUUUUUUUUUUUUUUUGUAAUAAGUUAGUGGGUAACCAAAAAACACAUACAUAAUGAAUAAUACUUGUAAUGUAUAUUUUUCUUAAAUAGCAUACAUGUAGGUACUAUAAAAUAACGCCUGUUUGUUCCCAGUCAAGUUGUGAAUAUUUUGAGAUUAAAUAUAUAUUGAGCACUAAAUUUAAAAUUUUACAUUUAUUUUAAAAGUUUAAUUUAUUAAUACUUAUCAUUUGCAGUGUAUAUCUUAUUCAAAUUUAAGUAUGUUUUGUAUUAGUAUUUUAAAUAAAUUAUUUAUUUUUAAGGUAUGUAAAAUGUAUGAUGAAUAAUGAUUUAAAAAUAAAUAAUAAUCUUCCUUAUUGAAUUAUUGAUGUAUAAUCUUUUUAGAAAUUUUAUGGUGAAUCUAUGUUAUACACUAUACAGAUUAAUUCUUUUAUCGUAAUUUUUUAGUUAUUUACUUAGAGGAUUAAAAAUGAA
Messenger RNA from Cinara cedri, 5057 nucleotides. NCBI's taxonomy places the organism in Eukaryota, Metazoa, Arthropoda, Insecta, Hemiptera, Aphididae. The record is from the annotation of a GenBank genome assembly.